CUCUUCCCGGGGUAAGCAAGAUAAGAUCCAAGACAUCUGCCUGCGAAUGGCUCGAGAUCGUGCCGCCGGCUUCUUGGGCCUCGAACACAUGGACAUUGCCGAUGGUCACUACGCCGUUCAUUUUGCGCAGAUGGAAGCAACGGUGGUAUCUCAACUGGUGCACGUAAAGGGUCUUGAAUCAGAUCACACAUUGAUUGUUGAGUCCCGAGAAACAUCCAGAGAACUCGAACACAUCGGAAUUUUCCGCCAA
Messenger RNA from Mycena citricolor, 250 nucleotides. The record is from the annotation of a GenBank genome assembly. NCBI's taxonomy places the organism in Eukaryota, Fungi, Basidiomycota, Agaricomycetes, Agaricales, Mycenaceae.